This is a messenger RNA of Toxorhynchites rutilus septentrionalis, 12268 nucleotides long. RefSeq names its product dynein axonemal heavy chain 7 (gene Dhc36C). The transcript is spliced from 22 exons. The record is from RefSeq and is a predicted model, not a curated record. Gene Ontology annotation, cellular component: dynein complex. Lineage: Eukaryota; Metazoa; Arthropoda; Insecta; Diptera; Culicidae. Gene Ontology annotation, molecular function: dynein light intermediate chain binding; minus-end-directed microtubule motor activity; dynein intermediate chain binding. Gene Ontology annotation, biological process: microtubule-based movement. The coding region runs from base 106 to 12174 and encodes 4022 amino acids.
CGCUGACUCAGAAGGAUCGUUUUCUUGUGAAGUGCUUCUAUUUGUAGAAAGUUGGCGAUCAUCGUGACUAUCACAACCAAUGUUAAUAGUUAAUUUCGCCAGGCAAUGAAUCGAGGUCCGGAGCAUCGCAGACUUCCGACGGCGCCUGGCGCUCGGUUGUUGGAGGACAUCCGGAAGGUCGGUAAAAAUGCGCCCCUGACUUCGGGUGGACCUGGCUCUCGAUUUCUAGCCUCCAUCAAUCGGAAAGCCAACCCAGAGUACAACAGGAAGAAAAUAUGGCAGGAGCUAAACAUGCCAACGGGGUGCGAUUUCCUUGGUCCCCAUGUUUUUACUUUGCCGGAGAGGCUGUUGAAACAUGGACCGAAGAUGAGACCGUCGCCGUUGGUAAAACCCAAAUCGGAACGGUCCGCGACCCAGAGGAAAAAGAGUAGAUCCUACACGGCCUUGCGUAAAGACCGGGAAGAGUUCCGGAAGCGGCUGAUAAAGCUCAUUGUACGCAAGGAGAACCAGAAGGAUGAUGAAGCGAAUACCUUUCCGAACGUGGAGGAGAGGGAGUUGUUGAGAUACUAUCACUACAUUCGGCAUGGCAUCGACACCGUCCACGUUGCACCGAUCGACAGACGUAUCCUUCAGAAAAUUUUGAAAUUAAUACCAAAAAAAUUGGUUAAAUAUAAGGAAGCUUUGAGAGGAAUUUUCACAGAAAUCAAGGAAGACUAUUCGAUGGCCGUUAAGAAAGCGGUGGUCGAUUUUGUUCUCCGUGAUGCCAUGACUAAGUAUAUGAAAAAAGAUGAGAUUGCACAGGGUCGUCUGGAAAUUAAGGACCUGAGACUGAAGUGGAAGCAUCGGUAUGAUGAGAAUCGGGUGAAAAUUAAGCGGAAUCUGUUUUCGAUCAAUGCUUGCUCCGAACAGAUACUUCAACUUUGGGACACUAUGUUCAAGAAUUUGCUUCUGGUUGAUGUCGAUAAGUUGGUACAAAAGGGACAGGCCUAUGAUUUGACGGAGUUUACGUCUGCGGUGAAUCAACAAAUAGAGGAAACAAAAACCACAUUGAAUGAUAAAUGGUAUGGAUCGAUUAAGACCAUUUUCAACAAGGGAGUUAAGAAAAAGUUGAUACCCGAUGAGAACACGAAGCCUAAAAUGCUGCGCAAAUUUUUUAACUCACUGGCAACGUUGAUGACCCGACAGUUGCAAAAUUUGUGCGUCAAUAGUGUUAUCGCGUAUACGAACUACAUUUGUGACGUUGGAAAAUCCAAUCAAGGGUUCCGCUUGACUAUCCUCUUGGAAAACCAGGACACUCUCUCGUUCAUUCCUAGUUUUCCUCGAUUCCAGGUUGAAAUCAUCAAGGUGAUUGACAACAUUACAAAAGCCGUUAAGAGUUUCAAACGAAUUGAGAGGCAACUGAAGCCGAAUUUCCCCUGUCCGGAUCCGCUGUUGAAGCCCGAGAUAUCUGGAGGAGUGAUCGCUGAAUGCAAAGCUCGUAUCUAUGAUGUGCUAGAGGAGCAACGAAUUGGCCCUGAACUCCGGAUGCAGGAUUUUGAUCACUACAUGACUCUGAUGAACGGGACAGACAUGGAUGAGAUCGAACGCUUCAUGGAGAAGCGUCCAAGCUUUGAAGAGUACUGCAAGUACAUCCAACACUACAAAGAAAUGGAAGACAAUGUGGCUAAGGAAAUAUAUGGAGUAAUUUCGAUGGGAUUCUAUGAGUUCCAUCGGGAGGGUUUGAUUGACACACUAGAGGGUUUGGCAAAGUUUAUGCAGCAGGAGUUGAUUGCAAAAAUGACCGCAGAACAGCAGAACGCGGCUUCCAAGCUUGCCAAUGAAUACGAGGCAAUCGCCACAAAAAUUCUCACUAUUCCGAAGGACACCGUUGAACUGAUGUCACUGAAAGAAUAUGCCAUUAAGAUGGAGGAGACCACAAUUCCGAAUAUGGAGGCUAGAUUGAAGAUCAACUUGAGUCAUCUGUUGUAUCUGACGGACUACACAAUUUUUACACCCCUCGAGAUCAAGCAGAAUAACAACACUUUUCAGUGGUACCUGAAAAUGCCAAACAUUUUCCAGGACCAUAAAAAUAUAAUCGCCGAGAAAGUGAUAGAGUAUCAAGAUUCUCUGAAGAGACGAAUCGAAAACUUUCGACGAGAUUUGGAGAUCUACUGGACACAGGUCAAGGACUACGACUCAUGGGGAGAGAUAAAGAAUCUUCCCAAGUACAAGAAGAAGGCAACCACACUCGAUAGUAAAUUGGUCGCGGCAAUGGAUAAGAUUGACCAGAUCAACGAGGAGGAGAUUGCCUACGGUUGGGAGUUGUCGCAGUAUCCCUUGCGGAAGCAGUGUCACGAUAAGCUCACGCCGUACAAAAAACUGUAUGACGCUGGGCAAGAGUUUAUGGAUAAGCAUGAACUGUGGAUGCAUACACAGGUCGGUACACAUGAUCCCGAACAGGUUGAGGAAACCGUUGGAACGCUGUAUCGAACGGUGUACAAGCUGGAAAAGCAAUUCGCCGAUUCGUAUCAAACGCAGAGGCUGGCACAUGAUAUCAAGAAUCGUAUCGACCAGUUCAAGACGCAUAUGCCGAUAGUACAGACCCUCGGUAAUCCAGGCAUGAAGGAACGCCACUGGGAACAGGUGUCGGAAAUUAUCGGCUUUCCUAUCAAGAUCGCACCAGACCUCACGUUGGAGAAGGUGAUUGACUACGGCUUGGAUGACUACAUUCAGCGGUUCGAGACGAUUUCCGAGAGCGCGACCAAGGAGAAUAAUCUCGAGAAAGCCAUGAUCAAGAUGGUCAACGAGUGGAGCGAUAUGGCGUUCUUGGUGCUACCGUACCGAGACACGGGAACGUACAUUCUGUCGGCAGUGGACGACAUUCAACUUUUGCUCGAUGACCACAUAAUUAAAACUCAAACGAUGAAGAGCUCGCUGUACAUCAAACCAUUUGAGGCCGACAUUUUGGCAUGGGAGAAGAAGCUAGUGCUUUUGCAGGACAUUCUGGACGAUUGGCUUAAGGUACAGGCGACAUGGAUGUAUCUGGAACCGAUAUUCUCCAGUCCUGACAUCCAGUCGCAAAUGCCUGAAGAAGGUCGUCGUUUCAGCGCCGUCGACAAGAUCUGGAAGGAUCUGAUGAAGUCAGUUCACGCCGACUGCCGAGUUCUGGCGGUCCUUGAAAUUGACAAAAUGUCGGAGAAAUUGAAGAAAUCGUACAGCCUUCUGGAGAUCAUUCAGAAGGGUCUCAACGAGUAUCUGGAGAAGAAACGUCUCUACUUCCCGCGGUUCUUCUUCCUCUCCAACGACGAGCUGUUGGAGAUUCUGUCGGAAACGAAAAAUCCUACUCGCGUACAGCCACAUCUGAAGAAGUGCUUCGAAGGUAUCGCCACGUUGCACUUCACUGAAUCGCUUGACAUUACCAUGAUGCGAUCGAGUGAAGGGGAAGAAGUAGCACUGGUUGAUGAGGUAUCAACCAGCAAGGCAAAGGGCCAGGUUGAGAAAUGGUUGCUGGAUCUGGAGAAGUCGAUGAAGAAGAGUGUGCACUUGAAGAUUGACGAAUCGUAUGAAUCAUAUGCAAACACUGUACGACACGAAUGGGUUCUGCAAUGGCCUGGACAGUGUAUCCAAAGCAUAUCGUGUGCAUUUUGGACGUUGGAAAUAAGCCUUUGUUUCGAUAGCCCUGAUCCGUUACAAGCCCUUGAAGAGUACAAAGAAACGUGCAAGAUUCAGAUAUCGCAUAUCGUUGAUCUUGUCAGAGGUAAACUCGCACUGCAGAAUCGUAUCACACUGGGGGCGUUGAUUGUUCUUGAUGUUCAUGCCCGAGAUGUAUUAAUGGAUCUAAUUGAGAAGAAAACAACGAAAGCUGACGAUUUCAAUUGGUUGGCUCAAUUGCGUUAUUACAUGGAAGAUAAGCAACUGUUAACAAGGAUGAUCAAUUCAACUCUUCUGUAUGGAUACGAAUAUUUGGGAAACACUACACGAUUGGUGAUUACGCCGCUAACCGAUAGAUGUUUCCGUACACUAUUUGGCGCUCUACAUCUCCAUUUGGGUGGAGCUCCCGAAGGUCCUGCCGGAACUGGUAAAACAGAGACCACCAAAGAUUUGGCAAAAGCAGUCGCUAAGCAGUGUGUCGUGUUCAAUUGUUCCGAUGGGUUGGACUAUAUAGCGUUGGGAAAGUUUUUCAAAGGUCUUGCUUCCUGUGGAGCUUGGUCGUGCUUCGAUGAGUUCAAUCGCAUCGACCUGGAGGUACUAUCAGUCGUUGCCCAGCAAAUACUUACAAUUCAGCGUGGUAUCAACUCCGGUUCACCCACGUUGGUUUUCGAGGGAACUCUUUUGACACUGGAUCCAACAUGUGCCGUUUUUAUUACGAUGAAUCCCGGUUAUGCGGGACGUUCAGAGCUUCCCGACAAUUUGAAGGCGCUCUUCCGUUCGGUUGCCAUGAUGGUACCGGACUACGCGCUGAUCUCCGAAAUCGAACUGUACUCGUAUGGUUUUCUGAACGCGAAACCACUGGCCAUCAAGAUCGUUGCGACAUACCGCCUGUGCUCCGAACAGUUAAGCUCCCAGCCUCAUUAUGAUUACGGAAUGCGGGCGGUAAAGUCGGUGCUGAAGGCGGCUGGAGCAUUGAAACUACGUUACCCCGAAGAAUUGGAGGAUAUUCUUGUUUUGAGAUCGAUUAAGGAUGUCAAUUUGGCUAAAUUUUUGAACCAAGAUGUUCCACUAUUCCAGGGAAUCAUAUCAGAUUUGUUCCCUGGCGUAGUCUUGCCUGAACCGGAUUAUGAAGUGUUUAACACAGCUGUGCAGAAGGCUUGCGAGAAGAAUAACAUGCAAUGUACACCGUUCUUCCUCGAGAAGGUUCAACAGCUCUACGAGAUGAUUGUGGUUCGACACGGCCUCAUGCUGGUCGGACCUCCAUUUGGUGGGAAGACUUCCGCAUAUCGGGUAUUGGCGGAAGCGUUGGGGUAUAUCGAAGAGCAAGGGGAAAUGGAUGAGCACAGGGCUCACUAUACAGUGAUCAACCCGAAAGCUAUAACAAUGGGGCAGCUGUACGGUCAAUUCGAUGCUGUUUCGCACGAAUGGAGCGAUGGCAUAUUGGCUGUCAGCUACCGACAGUUCGCCGUCAGUACCACUCCGGAUAGAAAAUGGCUAGUUUUUGAUGGGCCAGUAGACGCGAUUUGGAUCGAAAAUAUGAACACUGUCCUUGACGACAAUAAGAAGCUCUGUCUGAUGUCUGGAGAAAUUAUACAGCUGGCACCGACAACCAAUUUAAUUUUUGAAGUGAUGGAUCUAGACGCCGCUUCUCCGGCUACCGUGUCCCGUUGUGGAAUGAUUUACUUGGAACCAAGUACACUUGGGUGGGAACCCCUGCUAGAAUCGUGGAAGAACACCUUGCCUCCAGCCCUUCACUCGGUCAACAAACAAGUAAUAACGCAAAUGUUCAUGCGAUUCUGUCCCAUUCUGUUGUGGUUCGUUCGCAAGGGCGGGGCAAGGGAGAUGAUGCCCACAUCCGACUCGAACCUGGUGAAGUCGGUGAUGAAUCUUUUUGACUGUUUCAUGGAUGACUAUCGAAACGAGACCUACAUGAAGACGGUUUCCGAAGUAGACGUACGAGCACAGCUUGAAGGUGUGUUCUUCUUUUCCUGCAUUUGGGCUAUUGGGGGACCGCUGGAGUCGGACAGUCGCGAAAAGUUCAGUGAACUGUUCCGUUCGCUGACCGAGAGGAUUUUCCCUCCGGAGAUCAACGAUAAGUUUAAAAUCCCGACGCAUCUUCAUGUAUCGAACCUAGCGAAGCCCUUCAUCUUUCAAAUACCGAAGGGUGGAACCGUGUUCGAUUAUCGUUUCACUAAAGAGGGCAAAGGCAAGUGGCGCCCGUGGUCGGAGGAAAUAGGUCAGACAACGUCUAUCCAGCGAGAUAUGCCGGUCAAUCAAAUCAUCGUUCCAACGGUUGAAACUGUUAGGAUAACAGUUUUGCUAGAACUACUCGUUCAGCAUGGCAAGUGUCUUCUGUUGGCCGGUCCUACCGGAACCGGCAAGAGCGUUUAUACGAUUGACUUCCUGCUGAAGCGCAAUGAUACCAAUAUUUUCAAACCGCUGCUAAUCAAUUUUUCGGCGCAAACUUCAGCUAAUCAGGUACAAGAUAUCAUAAUGUCCAAGUUGGACAAACGUCGCAAGGGCGUGUAUGGUCCUCCUCUGGGGAAGAAAUGUGUUAUAUUCAUCGACGACGUUUCCAUGCCUCAGAAGGAGGUAUACGGGGCGCAGCCACCAAUCGAAAUAGUUCGAAUGUUCCUCGACCACGCCGUUUGGUACGACAGGAAGGAGGUGGUCCCGAUAAAGCUGGUCGACCUGCAGCUGAUGUGUGCAAUGGGACCACCAAGCACGGGCAAUACAGUGACCCCUAGAUUUUCACGGCACUUCAACACGAUCUCGGUGGAUGAAUUCGAUGACGCAACAUUGAUUUCGAUCUUCAGCAAAAUAGUAUUGUGGCAUUUGGACACCAGAGGGUUCUCGAAGGAGUUCGAUCCGUGCAUCGAUGAGAUUGUGCUGUCAACACUGCAGAUUUACAGGGAAGCUAGACGGAUAUUGCUUCCGACGCCCGCUAAAUGUCAUUACUUGUUCAAUUUGCGUGAUCUUUCGAGAGUGAUACAGGGAGUCCUGCUGUCGGUACCGGAGGGUACCGAAUCUCUGAACUCCAUCAGAAGACUUUGGGCUCACGAGGUUAUUCGGGUGUACGGGGACCGUUUGGUGGAUGACACCGAUCGCCAGUGGUUGUUCAAUGAGCUAUGCACCGUCAUUGACAAGUACAUGCAUGAAGACCCAAAGGAUUUGUUUGAUAGGUUUGUCGAAAGUGGUCAACUGCGGGAGCCAAAUCUUCGUGGAUUGAUGUUUUGUGAUUUCACAAAUCCGAAGGCGGACACCAAAUUGUAUCUGGAGGUUGAGGACAUCGAAGAGCUUGGAUUUGUGGUGGAAUCUUACAUCGUGGAGUACAACAACAUGUCCAAGAAGCCGAUGACUCUGGUUUUGUUCCGCUUUGCCAUUGAACAUUUGUCGAGAAUUUGCAGAAUUAUAAAACAGCCUCGCAGUCAUGCGCUACUGGUGGGGGUUGGAGGUUCGGGAAGGCAGUCGUUGGCUAGAAUCGCUUCCCACAUAUGCUCCUACGAACUCUACCAGGUUGAAAUCUCAAGGCAAUACGGAAUGAACGAAUGGCGGGAAGAUAUGAAGAAUCUUCUGAAGAAGGUGGCUUCUUCGGAUCAACAUAUAUGUUUCCUGUUCACCGAUACGCAAAUCAAGGAGGAAUCAUUUCUCGAAGACAUCAACAACAUGCUGAAUUCAGGCGAGAUUCCUAAUUUGUUCAACAACGAAGAGAAGACGGAAAUCAUAGAAAAAAUGAGACAGAUUGACAGACAGAAGGAAAAGUCACAACAAACAGACGGAAGUCCAGUCGCAUUGUUUAAUUCGUUUGUUACGAUUGUGCGCGAUCAACUGCAUAUCGUCUUGUCGAUGUCACCCAUCGGUGAUUCAUUCCGCAAUCGCGUGAGGAAGUUCCCAUCGAUCGUAAAUUGCUGCACGAUAGACUGGUUCCAGCCAUGGCCCAAGGACGCCCUGGUGGCGGUAGCCACGAAGUUCCUCUCGACCGUCGAGAUGCCUGAGAAUGAGCGUAACGUGUGCAUCGAUAUGUGCAUGGAGUUCCACACAUCUACCCAGGAGCUAUCCGACGAGUUUUUGAUACGGCUGAAUCGCCAUAAUUACGUGACCCCUACCUCCUAUCUAGAGCUAAUCCAUACCUUCAAGACGUUGCUGGACAAGAAGCGAACGGAGGUUUUGACCGGCAAGAAUCGUUACUUGACAGGACUUAAACAGCUAGAGAUUGCGGCCCAACAGGUCGGGGUGAUGCAAGAGCAGCUGGAGGCUGUACAGCCGCAGCUGAAGAUUGCUGCCGAGACGGUGGCCCAACAGAUGGCCAAGGUUCAGGCAGACAGUGAGGUUGCGGCCGUACAGAAGGAACUGGUCAAGAAGGACGAGGAGACCGCACAGGAACAGGCUGCAGCUGCCAACGAGAUCAAGGAGGAUUGUGAUGCGAAGUUGGCGGAUGCGAUGCCGAUUCUUAAUGUGGCACUAGAGGCACUGAACACGCUUACUCCGGCGGAUAUAACGAUCGUUAAGACGAUGAAGAGUCCUCCGAUCGGUGUGAAGAUCGUGAUGGAAGCCGUAUGUAUCCUGAAGGACUUGAAACCGGACCGUGUUCAGGCCCCGUCUGGAGUGGGUAUGGUGGAGGAUUACUGGGGUCCAGCGAAGAAGCUUCUGGGGGAUAUGAAGUUUUUGGACGGGCUGUUGAACUUCGAGAAAGAUGAUAUACCACCCCGAGUUAUACAGAAGCUGGAGGAGCGUAUCCUACACAAUGAGGCCUUUGAUCCGGACAAGGUAAAGACCGCGUCUACUGCUUGUGAAGGUUUGUGCAAAUGGGUCAUCGCAAUUACCAAGUAUGAUGUAGUUGCGAAGGAGAUCGCUCCGAAAAAGAUGGCACUGAAGGAGGCACAGGACAAAUACAAUUCAGCUAUGGCUGUGCUCAACGCAAAGCUGGAACAGUUGGCGAUUGUAGAGGAGAACCUGGCCGAAUUACAGCGGAAGUUGGAUGAACAGAUACAACAACAUGCCAAACUUCAGGCUAACGUUGAUCUCUGUAUGAAAAAGUUGGAACGAGCAACGGAGAUCAUCACUGGAUUAGGUGGAGAAAAGGAUCGUUGGGAACAGGCAGCCAAAAAUUUGGGCCAAGUGUAUGAUAACUUGACCGGAGACGUGUUGAUAGCUUCUGGAGUUGUUGCCUAUCUAGGGCCAUUCACAAUCCAGUUUCGUGCGCAGCAGAUUAAGCACUGGAUCGGAAGUUGCAACAAGAAGGGUAUUGUAUGUUCUCAAGAUUUUCAGCUGGCUGUGGUUUUAGGAAAUCCGGUAGAUAUUCGCGCGUGGAAUAUUUUCGGUUUACCGAGCGAUGCUUUUUCUAUUGAGAGUGCUAUUAUCAUACACAAUGCUCGUCGUUGGCCAUUGAUGAUCGACCCUCAGGGACAGGCCAACAAAUGGGUCCGAAAUAUGGAGAAAGCAAAUCGUAUAUGUAUCAUACGAUUCAGUCAACCUGACUACACUAGAGUGUUGGAAAAUGCCAUCCAAUUUGGACUGCCUGUGCUGUUGGAGAACGUGGGAGAAGAGAUAGAACCUCUACUAGAGCCGAUUCUGUUGAAGCAAGUGUUCCGCCAGGGUGGAACCAUGUGUAUUAAAUUAGGCGAUUCGAUCAUUGAGUACAACGAUUCAUUCAAAUUCUACAUCACAACAAAACUGCGGAACCCGCACUAUCUUCCUGAAAUAGCUGUGAAAGUAACACUACUGAACUUCAUGAUCACCAAAACUGGACUGCAAGAUCAGGUCCUGUCGAUAACGGUGGCACGCGAUCGCCCAGAUCUUGAAAUGGAAAAGAACGCACUGAUCGUGCAGGGCGCGGAGAACAAACGCCAGCUGCAGGAGAUCGAAGACAAAAUCCUGCAAGUGCUCAGCUCCGAAGGGAAUAUUCUCGAAGACGAAACAGCCGUGUCGGUCCUAAGUUCUUCGAAGACGUUAGCCAAUGAGAUUAAUGAAAAACAAAUCAUUGCCGAGACAACUGAGCGUCAGAUCGAUAUUGCACGGUUGCAGUACACACCGAUCGCGGCCUAUGCAACGAUCCUGUUUUUCACCAUUGCAGACCUGGCGAACAUCGAUCCGAUGUAUCAGUACAGCUUGAACUGGUUCGUUAAUUUGUUCACGGCGACCAUCGACAACACUGAAAAGGUUGACGAAGUGCCGGCCCGAUUGGAGGAUCUUAGGACUUUUUUCACGUACAGUCUAUAUGAGAAUAUCUGCAGGAGCCUCUUUGAAAAGGAUAAAAUUUUGUUUUCUCUUCUGCUCGCAACGAAUCUGCAAUACGAAGAAGCGAAACUGGAUCGCGUAGAGUUUAUGUUUCUGCUGACUGGUGGCGUGGGGCUGGAUAAUCCUGAUCCGAAUCCGGCGGACUGGCUUCCCUCUAACUGCUGGGAUGAAAUUUGUCGGCUGAACUUAUUCGAGGCUUUCGCUGGAUUCAAGGAGCACGUUGUUGGGAAUCUGAGACGCUGGAAGGCUUAUUUCGAUGACGAUUCACCGCAAUCAGCGGAAAUUCCCGAUCUGUGGAAAAGUAAUUUGACCUCUUUUCAGAAGUUGCUUAUUCUGCGAUGCUUCCGCUCGGAUAAAUUAGUACCGGGUGUCGAACUCUACGUUGAAGGUAUAAUGUCCAAAAAGUAUGUCGAACCCCCUCCGUUUGACCUGGCCGCUUCCUAUGAAGAGUCCAACUGCUGCGUCCCGUUGAUCUUUGUGUUGACACCAGGAGCCGAUCCAACGGCUACUUUACUUCGCUUCGCCGAUAUCCAGGGAAUCGGCUCGAAUCGGUUGUACUCGCUAUCGUUGGGACAAGGUCAAGGUCCGAUCGCGGCCAAAAUGAUUGACGAAGGAACAAAGUUCGGCAACUGGGUGCUGCUACAGAACUGUCAUUUGGCGCAAAGCUGGAUGCCAACGUUGGAACGAAUUUGCGAGAGCUUCCAACCGGACACAACCCAUCCCGACUUCAGACUGUGGCUAACGUCGUACCCUACGGAACAUUUCCCAGUGGUGGUACUGCAGAACGGGAUAAAAAUUACCAACGAACCACCGAAGGGUCUUCGGAUGAACAUCGUCCGGUCGUACAUGAGCGAUCCGGUCUCUAAUGUGGAAUGGUUCGAAGCGUGCAAGCAAUCCGCAAACUUCAAGAAGCUGCUGUACAGCCUGUGCUUUUUCCAUGGUAUCGUGCAGGAGAGAAGACAUUUUGGUCCAAUCGGGUGGAACAUACCGUACGAGUUCAACGAGACCGAUCUCAGUAUCAGCUUGACGCAGCUGCGAAUGUUUUUGGACGAGUAUGAAGAGGUUCAGUACAUUGCGCUGCGCUACUUGACGGGGGAGUGCAACUAUGGUGGCAGAGUUACCGAUGAUUGGGAUAGACGUUGUUUGAAUACUAUUUUGGGAAGGUUUUAUUGUAGCGAUGUGCUGGAUGAUGCUGAUUAUAUACUGGACGAACAGGGAGCCUAUAGAAUUCCGGAGCUGAAGGAACACGAGGAAUUUAUGGCGUUCAUAAAGGAGCUUCCAGCGAUCGCUAAGCCGGGGGUGUUUGGAUUGCACGAGAAUGCGGAUAUUGUAAAGGAUCAGAAGGAGACCGAUCUGAUGUUGACCAGCGCACUUAAGACACAGGAUCGAACGGAUUUGUAUGAGAUGAAGCUUCUUUUGGAUCGUCAGACUUCUUCAACUGGAGUCUUCCGUGAAACUCCCGCUGAAAUUGUGAUUCGCGUAGCGAAUGAUGUUCUCAAGCGGUUACCGAAAGAGUUCGAUCGUGAUGCUGCCCUGGAGAGGUACCAAACGAGCUAUCAUCAGAGCAUGAACACCGUUCUUGUCCAGGAGAUGGUUCGGUUUAAUGUGUUGCUGAGUUGCAUCCGCAACAGUCUCAUAACCGCCAGUAAGGCAAUGCAGGGAUUGGUGGCGAUGUCGCCAGAUAUUGAGGAAGUAGUGGCUUCGGUUUUGGUGGGUCGUAUCCCCGCGCUUUGGGCCAAGCGAUCUUAUCCGAGUCUCAAACCGUUGGGAAGUUACAUAAUCGAUUUUCUAGCUAGGUUAAAUUUCCUGCAAAAGUGGUACGAUGAGGGACCACCUUCGGCGUUCUGGUUGUCGGGUUUUUUCUUCACGCAAGCAUUCCUGACGGGGGCGCAGCAGAAUUAUGCCCGCAAAUACGUGAUUCCGAUUGAUCUGCUGACGUUUGAUAACACUGUGUUGACGCAAAGUGAGUUUCCAGAACCCCCAGAGGAUGGUGUAUACGUAUAUGGGUUGUUCCUGGAGGGGGCCAGAUGGGAUCGAAAAAAGGGAUAUAUACAGGAACCUAUUCCUAGGGUGCUGUUCGAUAAUAUGCCUCACAUUUGGAUGCUACCGGUGAAGAAGGACGAUCUAGUUGUCCGCCACACGUAUACCUGUCCUACGUAUAAGACUGCUGAGCGUCGGGGAGUUUUGUCUACCACUGGACAUAGUACGAACUUUGUGGUUGCUCUGUCCCUAGACUGCGAACCAACGACAAAUCCGGAGCACUGGAUUCGACGAGGAGCUGCCCUUCUUUGUCAACUGAGUCAUUAGUUUAACUUAUUUGUACUGCGUAUUUUUUAUCCAUUUCAUAUUAUAACUAAUAUUUAAUUGAAAACAAACUUCGGCGUAAUACGGUGGUGUUUUU